CCGACGGGGGUUGGAGCUGUCCCGGGAACUUGGUGCGCUAGUCGGCCGGACGCUUUGGUGCGCGGACCCGAGGCAGGCGCAAGGAUUUUCCUAGCAGCACCGAAGGCCAGCCCGACGCAAUGCGUCGAAGCUGCUGACGCAACGCGCCUGGAUGCGUCUCUCUCUAAGCACGUUACCACAGCUUGCCGUCUUAGCGAAGAUUUUGUGCCUCCUGAUGGUGGUGAUGUGCGGGGCGGUGCCGGCGAUGGUGCGCUCCGUGAGUCUCUACUCGACUUGCAGCAGCGGCAACGUUACCGUAAACGGCCGCUCGGUGAGGGCCAUGGUGGGAGACGAGGAACACGCACCUUAUCAGAAGCUGACGACGCAGUCCGAAGACUUCAGCAGGAAGCUGUACAUCUUCGCCGAGAAGACUCAGCGAUACAUCUGCUUCAACAAGCGGUGGAAACUCGUCGGCCUGCUGAAGAAGCAGCGGGGCCCGAUGUGCCAGUUCUACGAGGAGUACAACGGGGCGUACCUGAGGUACCGCAGCGCGGUCGAGGGCACGCGGUACCUCGGCUUCAACAAGGUGGGCAACCCGAUGAAGAACCCCCACGGGCGGCAGGGGUGCUUCAACUUCAUAAAGUACAACCCGCACUUCAACAUCACCAACCACAACAAGCGGCUGACGCUGAGCACGGGAGGGGAGCCGCGCUCGCCGGCGGAGUCGCCGGCGCCACGUAAGGCGGAGCCCUCGACCCGGGCCAGCAAGAACUCCCUGCCGCAAGGCCCAGCCAGGGGCCCGGGGGCCCACAGGGUGCGCCACCGGCACUGGCAGGCCCGCCACGCGGACUCCAGUCCCCGGAGACGGCCCGAGAGCCGCCUCGUGGGGGUCUCCGGCAAGUACUGAGCCGCCGCCGCCGACCCCGAAGACUGCCUCUCCCCGGGUCGGAGAGGAACCAAGAUGGCGUCGGCCCGCGGCGGGCUAGGCCCUCGCGCCAAACGCUGUGCUAAUGCUGCUAUGUAGUGUGUACGCGCAGUUGUCGCCUCGGGCGUCCGAAAGGGCCGCCCGGCCCCGUGUGUGCUGGCUGUGUGCGCUUCGCCGAGGGACCGCUCGCCGCCAUCUUGGGCCGCCUGGCGUCCUCCACCGGCCGCCAUCGCGGCCUUGUACGAUAUACCCCGUUCAAUGGACUCGAUAUCUCUAGGACGCUAACGCAGACUGUAUUAUUAGGAUAUAGGUACGACAUGACGCGGUGGCGGCCCGAGGGCCUCCUCGGCUGCCGCCUAAGGAGCGCCCCCCUCCCCGAUCCGCUCCCUAGGUAGCUUAUUUAUUGAAGACCUCUAGCUAAUGUACGGAACCGUCACCCGCGCGACUCUUACCCCUCGUGCGUGUCCGGAGCGACACGCUGCUCUCUCUCUCUCUCUCUAUCUCUCUUCUCCUCCCUCGCCGCCCAUCCACCUCUUCGACCGCCGGGAGCGACCUCCAGUGGCGACCGAGCCGAAGAGUCGAAUUCCCGACCCCGGUCCUCGCGGACCUUGAAAAUACUCAUCGCCAGUAAUUAGUUUAAAUUAUUUUUAUUCGACGUCGGAGGAGGGCCGAGCGACUUCCUCGGGGACCUCUCCGUGGCUAGGCCCUUCUCCGUCCCUAUCUCUCUCUCUCUCUCUCUCUCUCUCACCUCGCCUCAUAUCUGUCUCUGUCCUCCUUUUCCCCCAACGAAAUUUCCACCCCGCGAGCGAUUCUCUCAUUUUCCGAGCGACCUUACCAGUACGUACUUUUGUACACCGAGUUACCAGAGAAGUAUUUCCGCCUCGAGCAACCGCUGUUCGGACCUCGACCUCGGCGACGAGGUGCGCCGACCGCGAGGGAGAACGUCUCACUCCGACGCUUGUAAUUUAAUAAGAAAACGCCGAAAACUGAUAAAAAAGAGGGAAAGAAGCCCGGGUUAUUCGUCUGCCGCGGUGCCGGGAAAGCUCGCCGGGUCUCGGUUUCCCUAAGGACGAGGCGCGGUGACCUCUUCGCGGCACCAGGAACUGCGGGACUUCGCGAGAGCCCACGGAGCGAUGGGAAACCAGAAUCUGACUACGCUAGAUAGUGUUACGUAUACAUUAUAACGAGGACGACGAACACGAGAAACAAGAGACAAGGUAAAGUAUAAAUAUUAUAUAUAUAUAUAUAUAAAAGGUAAAUAUAUGAAAGACGAUGUGUAUUGUAAGAUAUUUAAUACCGAAGCGCGCGUUAUAGGGACACUCGGGAGGACGUCGUUACGUACGACGUACGACAGCACCGUUCGCGUUGUAACAUAGGUGCGUACUCUUACCCUGACCUCGCCCAAUCCAUGUACUUCCCGACCCCUUCGGAUCGAAGCUCCUAGUCUCGACGGAAAAUCGGAAAAUGAAAAAGGAAAGAAGACGAGAAGAUAACGUGGAAAAGGGCGACGAGUCGCGCCCGCCGCUGGGGCCUCCUCGCGUCGCGCUCUUCGGGGUGUAAGACAUUCCCCUAAAUUAUUGUCCUAUUUGUAAAAGCCACUCGGAGCUCGGUGAGAUAUGUGCCCAUAAUUAUGAAAGUGGUCUAAGUCAAAAUUGAGAAAAAAAAAAUGAGUUUAUCGGUUAUUUCACGCCACAUUGUUUCAAACGAAAUUAAUUCAAUGUAAUUUCGAAACAAAAAAUAUAUGACUUAGACCACUUUCAUAAUUAUGGGCACAUAUGAUCAAAUUGGACUGGGUGCUUCGAUUCGAGCCCUCUCCCGUAUACCUCUCGAGAUCGAUGUGUCGAUGUACCUGGGCGUGAAAAUAACUCGAUCGCAGGCGGUGCGACGUGCAGGUGUAACGUGCGUGUACUCGUUAUCCUAUGCACCGAGAAAUGAAUUUCAACGGACCGAAGAAGUGUCUCUCGUCAGUUGACACUAGGUUUACGGGACCCGUCAAUUUGACGGAAUUCAAACUUCGGAAAGAAAUACCGAAAGAACCAU
This is a messenger RNA of Orussus abietinus, 2944 nucleotides long. RefSeq names its product fibroblast growth factor 17. Gene Ontology annotation, molecular function: growth factor activity. NCBI's taxonomy places the organism in Eukaryota, Metazoa, Arthropoda, Insecta, Hymenoptera, Orussidae. The transcript is spliced from 5 exons. The record is from RefSeq and is a predicted model, not a curated record. Bases 152 to 886 code for a protein of 244 amino acids.